This is a messenger RNA of Chaetomium strumarium, 1937 nucleotides long. Its product is annotated as Metallo-dependent phosphatase-like protein. The annotation marks the transcript as partial. The record is from RefSeq and is a predicted model, not a curated record. NCBI's taxonomy places the organism in Eukaryota, Fungi, Ascomycota, Sordariomycetes, Sordariales, Chaetomiaceae. Gene Ontology annotation, biological process: nucleotide catabolic process. Gene Ontology annotation, molecular function: hydrolase activity, acting on ester bonds; metal ion binding; nucleotide binding. The transcript is spliced from 2 exons.
CGUUCAUUGACACGGCCUCGCGGGGAGCAAGCUGAUAGGAUGCGCACCUGCCACCUAACCUGGAAAGGAUGAAAAUGAAGUCAGGGAGGUCGGUCAACGAACUGUGUGCAUGGUACAAAUGCAAAUGGACAGCUCCCCGCGGUUACACUGCAGAAUCCAGUCGAGCUUGAAGUUUUGAGCGCGACUUCACCUCCGGCGUUCCGCCCACUUCCAGUCUUUACAGUGAUCUCGGCGAGGAAGGUAGCCAACCGCCUGCCACAACAAUGAAGGCAUCUCUCGCAACGGGUGUGUUUGCCUGCCUCCUCGGCACGGCGCAGGCUGCCGGCGAAGACCAUCUGGUCAGCCGGAAGCUAUCCAAGCGCUUCGUCGACGAGGCGGGCCACUACAACAUCUCAUUCUACCACAUCAACGACGUGCACGCGCACCUGGACGAGUUCUCGUCGUCGGGCACGGACUGCACGCGGCCGGAGCGCGGAUGCUUCGGCGGGUACGCGCGCGUCAAGACGGUGCUGAAGGAGACGCGGCCGUCGCACGCGGACUCGCUGCUGCUCAACGUGGGCGAUGAGUUCCAGGGCACCAUGUUCUUCUCGUUCUAUGGCGGGUGGAAGAUCGCCGAGACGCUCAACCAGAUGGGCUUCGACGCCAUGACGCUGGGCAACCACGAGUUCGACCGGGGCGACGACCACCUGGGCGAGUUCCUCGCCAACCUGACCUUCCCCGUCGUCAGCGCCAACAUCGUCUCGGACCACCCGGUGCUCAACGCCACCAUCAAGCCCUUCCACGUCUUCCCGCAGUACGACCUGGCCGUGAUCGGCGUCACGACCGAGACGACGCCGGGCAUCUCGUCGCCGGGCCAGGGCACGCUCUUCUCGGAUCCCGUCGCAGCCGUACAAAACACGGUCGACUUCAUCCGCGCCACCACCAACAUCACGCGCCUGGCGGCCAUCACGCACAUCGGCUACGACGAGGACCAGCGGCUGGCGCGCGAGACCACGGGCCUGCACCUGAUCAUGGGCGGGCACAGCCACACGCCGCUGGGCGACUUCCCGGGCGCCGCGGGGCCCUAUCCGACCAUCGUCGAGAACCGGGCCGGCGACGAGGUGUUCAUCGUCACGGCCUACCGCUGGGGCGAGUACCUGGGCUACAUCGACGUGACGUAUGACGCCGAGGGCAAGGUGCUGGCCUACCACGGCGCGCCCAUCCACCUGACCAACGCCACGGCGCAGGACGGGGAGCUGCAGGCCCAGAUCGACGAGUGGCGCGUGCCGUUUGAGGAGUUUUCUAAGGAGGUGGUGGGCGAGAGCAAGGUCGUGCUGGACCAGAGCGGGUGCCAGAAGGGGGAGUGUUUGCUGGGCGACUUUGUUACGGACGCCAUGCUCACCUACCGCCUCAACGCCACCACCCCGGGCUCCACCACCGGCCCAGACUUCGCGCUCAUCAACGCGGGCGGCAUCCGCGCGACCAUCGACGCAGGGCCCAUCACGCGCGGCGAGGUGCUGACGGCGUUCCCCUUCGGCAACGCCAUCGUCGAGAUCACCGUGUCCGGCGACCAGCUGUGGAAGACGCUCGAGGGCAUCAUCGCCAAAGUCAACGUCGACAACGACAAGCCCGUCACCUCCUUCCUGCAGGUCAGCCGCGGUAUCGUCAUCGAGUACGGCCCCGGUCCCGCGAACGGCGGCAGCAGUGAUGUGCUGGUCGCCGUCACCAUCGGGGGCAAGCCGCUGGAUCGAGCGGCGCAGUACAAGGUGGUCACGCUCGACUUUGUGGCGAAUGGGGGUGAUAACUUCUUUAGUGUGAAGUUUGAUAACUUGGUGGUCCUGGAUACCCUGGACGAGGUGGUUACCGCUCAUGUCGCGGCUACCUCGCCGGUGGAUGUUGCGCUCGGUGGGCGCUUGAAGGUGGUUAGUCGGUGCAAGGCGGCCGCUAGGAGGGCCAAG